Phragmites australis (common reed) is the source of this 2718-nucleotide messenger RNA. Its product is annotated as fasciclin-like arabinogalactan protein 4. Gene Ontology annotation, biological process: multidimensional cell growth; mucilage biosynthetic process involved in seed coat development; abscisic acid-activated signaling pathway. The transcript is spliced from 2 exons. The record is from RefSeq and is a predicted model, not a curated record. Gene Ontology annotation, cellular component: plasma membrane. Lineage: Eukaryota; Viridiplantae; Streptophyta; Magnoliopsida; Poales; Poaceae. Bases 1140 to 2420 code for a protein of 426 amino acids.
GUUAGAAACAACCUAAAGGUAAAUUGUACUGUUAGAUUAUGGUUUUUUAUAUUGCAAUUGGGGAAGCAAGCAGGAUGUUUCCUGAGUGCGGUGCAUGAUCGUCGAGUGUUAGAGAUUGUCGGAAGUAUAUCAUGGGAAAGGUUUACACGUACACACGAUUCAGGUGGAGCUGUACAAGAGAAAAGGAAACUGGUGAGUUCAGAACUUCGCGUCUAGCUUUCAUACGAACAAAAAGAGAUAAUAACUUAUCCUCUAGAAAUUUCUUACGACGGAUAUGGAUUAUUCUCCUGCUGCCUUUUGUUUUCCGGUGAUCCAUCUUUUGGCAGGUGCCUGUUCGCUACUGGAUCAAGAUUUCUCCAACCGAAACGGCGAAACUCAAUAUGUUCUCCGUCAUCCCAGAGCUCUUCUGGAGUCCGGAAGAUGGCGGCAGCUCACAGGAGAAAGUUCAGCCUGCUUGGCUGCUUGCUGUUUUGGACCAAGUUUCAUCCUAACAGAAGUAACCCUGCUGUACUUCACUAACCCCCCCCCCCCCUACUAUUCACGUGCACCGUUUGAACCCUAUGGGCCUCCCCUCUCCUUGACGUACACGCCAGAGUGAAGACCAUCUAUCAACGAAAACGUUUGAAGAAAAAAAUUAGAAAUAUGGAGAUCAAAACAUUAUUUUCUAGGUAAAUGGGAUGUAGGGGUCCCCAGGUUUGAGCUGGGAUCAUACUAUGUAACAUUUUACCUUUUAGUUUGUAUCAGCAAAUCUAAGCAUAUAUGCAACGGAAUAGUGAUGCAGAGUACCGGCCCGUAGUUUUAGAGCCUAGAAUGACGACUUGAUGAGCACCAUUCUCUGUCGUAUGUGACCAAGGCACACGUGAAGCGACCCACAUACCAUGGUACAAACUUGCAGAACUGGGGAGCUGUCGUAGUUGCUACUAGUACUGUCCAAGCCACCUACACGGCCACCCACGCCAUUAAUUUCCACCGCUACCCAGGUCACAGAAAACAGUAAGCAAGCUAAACAGAAAACCACCGAACAGGAAAGGUGGGGGAGAAAAAGCCAAAAUAUUCCCCCUCCAUAAGGCAACCCCGUCGCCCUCCUCGGUCGUUGUCUAUCUCCUACUCACUCCGCACUCCAGUGCUCCACUGGCGAGAUGGGGAGAGGCGACCCUACCAUCUCGCCGCGCCUCGCGCUCGGGGCGGCGCUGGUGCUGCUCGCGGCGGCGGCGCUGCCUACCCCGGCGGCCGGGGUUAACGUGACGGCAGUGCUCGCUGCGUUCCCCAACUUGGCCGACUUCGCGCGGCUGCUGGCGUCCACCCCCGUGGCCGGCGAGCUGGCCGGGAGGUCGUCGCUGACGCUGCUGGCCGUGCCGAACGCCAACCUGCCGCAAUCGCCCUCGGCGUUCGCUGCGGCUGCCGGCGCUGACAUCGCUGACGUGCUGCGGUACCAUGUCCUGCUCGAGUACCUCUCCCCGUCUGACCUCGCCCGCCUCCCCGCCUCCGGAAAGCUCGUCACAACGCUGUUCCAGACCACGGGCCGCGCGCCCUCCGACCUUGGCGCCGUCAACCUCACCGCGGGGCCAAACUCCACCGUCGUGGUCCGCUCGCCGGCGCCGUCCCCGGGGUCGAACGCCACCGUCCUCGGCGCUGUCACCGCGGUGCCGUACAACCUCAGCGUGCUCACGGUGGGCGGCCUCAUCGUCCCCUCGGGAUUCGACCUCGCGGCCUCCGAGAGCCGCCCGUCCCCGCCGGUGAACAUUACCCGCGUCCUCGCAGAUGCCCGAGGAUUCAAUGUAGCGGCCUCUAUGCUGCAGGCUUCCGGUGUGGCGGGCGAGUUCGAGGCCGACGAACACGGCGCCGGCAUCACCGUCUUCGUCCCCACCGACGACGCCUUCGCCGGCCUCCCCGCCACCGACCGCCUCCAGUCCCUCCCCGCCGAGCGCAAGGCCAUCGUGCUCCGCUUCCACGUACUGCACUCCUACUACCCGCUGGGCUCACUCGAGUCCAUCGUGAACCCUGUCCAGCCCACGCUUGCAACCGAGUACACAGAGGCCGGCCGCUUCACCUUAAACAUCGCCCGCAUCAAUGGCUCCAUCGCAAUCGACACUGGCAUUGUGCAGGCGUCCAUCACCCGAACAGUGUUCGACCAAAAUCCUGUGGCAGUCUUCGCAGUCUCCAAGGUUCUAUUGCCCAAGGAAAUGUUCAGCCGGGUCGAUGCCGAUAGCACGGCCACGGCGCCACCUUCGGUCACAAUGGCGCCAAAUGCCGCCGGAAGCAAGCAGACUCCGCCGACGAGGCUGUUGUCACCACCCGACCUUCAUGGCGAGGAUAACAAGUCGUCAGCCACAUCGGCAAUGGCAAAGGGGACUGGGACUGGGUGGUGGUGUAUAGGAUUGAUGUACCUACAGCUGCAUCUGUUACUACCUCUGGUAUGAGAUCCAGGUGGUACUCGUUGCUCGCUUCCUUGUGCUCAGUUUUUGUUGUUCUUAUUACUGUCCUUUUUCUCACUGUCUUUAGAACGUGCACACCGGGAAAUGGAUGGAAUGGGAAGAGAAUUCCGUAGCUGUAAAAUAGCAAAAAAAUUUAGUUGCUUCACUUGAUUAUUCCCUUUUCUUUUCCUUCGAUCAUGUGUCAAAGGGAAAAUAAUGUCACUUGUAGAAAUCUGUGCUGUCCUUUUGUUCCAAAACAAAUAGCUUUUGCCAUUUUGAGCAUCCUUCUCUCUUUGUUUGUGUU